CUGAUGAUGUUUGUGGCAUCAUUUCUAACCUUCAUGGCCAUUGUUGGAUUCCCUUCUUUUGUAGAGGAAAUGAAGGUAUUCGAACGUGAAAGACUAAAUGGGCACUACGGUGUCACUCCUUUUGGCAUCGGAAAUACGUUAUCUGCUCUGCCAUUCUUGGCACUCGUCGCACUUAUUCCAGACGCAAUUACAUAUUUCCUUCCAGGACUUCACCAUAGAUAUCAACAUUUCUUGUUCUUCGUCAUCAUAUUAUUCGCUUGCAUGAUGUUGGUGGAGAGCUUAAUGAUGAUUGUGGCAAGUGUGGUACCCAAUAUCCUGAUGGGAAUCAUAGUAGGUGAUGGAAUUCAAGGUAUAAUGAUCUUGGUCUGCGGAUUCUUCCGACUACCCACUGAUCUUCCUAAGCCGUUGUUGAAAUAUCCCUUCUACCACAUUGUGUUCCACAAAUAUGCCUAUCAGGGACUGUUUAAGAACGAGUUUCUAGGCUUGACUUCUCCCAAUGCUGAAGCUGGAAAUGGAGGGUCGCCAACCAUUACUGGUGAAGAAAUUUUGAAGCAAACUUGGCAUUUUGAAACGGCAUACUCUAAGUGGGUUGAUCUUGCUAUCUUAUUUGCAAUGGUUGUUUUUUAUCGAGUAUUAUUCUUGAUUGUCAUGAAGACUACGGAGAAGGUAAAACUGGUGAUGGUGAAAUUCAUGUCCGCAACUCGAAAGGAAAGAACGCAGGUCACGGUGAAUCCAUCGGCCACACCUUCGGCGACGCCUUAUUGUGCGGAUAAGAGACAGUGGCAGUAAUCAGGGUGUAUCAAUAGUUUUUUUUCAUACGUUACAACAAAUAUAGUUGCUAACCAAGUUUUAGUUUGGUUGAAAUUAUCAUAUCUUAGGAGUCCAAACUAUGUGAUUGAAUAAAUCUUCCUCUA
This is a messenger RNA of Gossypium raimondii (Peruvian cotton), 914 nucleotides long. Its product is annotated as ABC transporter G family member 1-like. NCBI's taxonomy places the organism in Eukaryota, Viridiplantae, Streptophyta, Magnoliopsida, Malvales, Malvaceae. The transcript has a single exon. The record is from RefSeq and is a predicted model, not a curated record. Gene Ontology annotation, molecular function: ATP binding; ABC-type transporter activity. Gene Ontology annotation, cellular component: membrane. Gene Ontology annotation, biological process: transmembrane transport. Bases 4 to 789 code for a protein of 261 amino acids.